AUGGACAUCAAACAAGAGGAGACUCUGGUCUCUAACCCGGACACAGCCAUGGAUAGCGAUGGAGCCGUCGCCCUGCAGAAUCCACCCGAUGCGAAGCCUACCUAUAAAUCUUUCAAGAAGAAGUUUCGAAAGAUGAAGAUCAAAUUCGAUCAUAAGAUGAAUGAGAGUAAUGAGCUGUACUUGGAGGAACAGCGCGCGAUCAAGACGGCCAAACGCCUUGCGCAAGAGAACGAUCGAAUUCUUGAUCUUCUCCUCGAUAUGAACAACUCGGCCCAAAUGCCAGUCGAUAAGCGUGUUGAUAUUAUAUCCGACCUCCCAGAAAUCCCUCCUCUAUUCACCAACGAAGAGCUGGCCAACGCCUCCGGUUUACAAACUCCUGAAGGAAUAGCCCUCUACAACGAGAUCCAAGCUCUUCUCAAAGAACGAGACGCUACAAACAUCGCAUCCAAACCUCCCAAAUCACUCGCAACGCUGCUGAAAACAGUUCCACACCCCACUACUCAAACCCCAGGCAAGAUCGAAGAGCUGGAGAAGACUCGUGAAGCGCUAGAUGGCCAGACAGCACCGAUUGGAUACUUAACAGCUGAGCAAAUCGACGACUUCAUAUACGAACUCGACGCCGAAAUAGGCAGCGUUCCCGCUCUCCCUUCUACCACUUCCCCAUCGGCUGCUCACCAAGAACUCGCCUUUGGCAACUACCACAGCCCUUAUAACUGGCUGCGUCGAAACCAGCCACAUAUCUUCCUCCAAGACGGCGAAGGCAUCGAGAAGUCCCAUGGCAAGCCCGGCGCCCUCCGCGGCGCAGGAAAACGCGCCAGUAUUCCCGCCCCUAGCAAACCCGACGCCUUGGAGAUCGUAGAGGAGAAUGGACAAGGGUAUGAGUUUGCGCUCAGUGGAAGUACAACGUCGAAGGGCAAGCGGAAGAGAGACGAUGACGAUACACCAGGCGGCAAUAACACGAGUAAAGCAACGAAGGGAGGGGGCGAGGAAGUGGCGAAGAAGAAGAGGGCAUAUAACAGGAAGCCGAAGAAUGCGGAUGGGGAGACGCCGACGACGAGUGCGAAGAAGAGUAGAGCGAAGAAGGCGAAGGUGCCGAGUCCUGAUCCGACAGCUCAUCCGUUCGGGCCGCCGAGGGACUGA
Molecule: messenger RNA, 1140 nt
Organism: Drepanopeziza brunnea f. sp. 'multigermtubi' MB_m1
Lineage: Eukaryota; Fungi; Ascomycota; Leotiomycetes; Helotiales; Drepanopezizaceae
Biological process (GO): chromatin remodeling
Cellular component (GO): Ino80 complex; nucleus
Source: RefSeq, a predicted model, not a curated record